Molecule: messenger RNA, 1566 nt
Organism: Penicillium vulpinum
Lineage: Eukaryota; Fungi; Ascomycota; Eurotiomycetes; Eurotiales; Aspergillaceae
Product: cytochrome P450
Exons: 2
Coding region: 1-1566 (521 amino acids)
Molecular function (GO): oxidoreductase activity, acting on paired donors, with incorporation or reduction of molecular oxygen, reduced flavin or flavoprotein as one donor, and incorporation of one atom of oxygen; heme binding; iron ion binding
Source: RefSeq, a predicted model, not a curated record
AUGACUCUAUCAUUCGUCUUGGUUUUUGCAGCCGCAGCCAUCGUGCUACAGGCCAUCCGUCUAGCAUUCAACUUAUGGCAACACUCGCGCAAUGCUAAGAGACUGGGCUGUAGGGAUGUACCAAUGUACCCAUGCAAGGACCCUUUUGGAAUUGAUACCCUGAGACAGUCCUUGAUAGCAGACAAGGCCAAACUGGUACCUCAGUUGACCGAGGAGAGGGUCAAGAUCAUCAGUGACCAAGAGAACCGUUAUGUCUCUACAUUCGCCAUCCGUAACCUCGGUCGCACCCAUAUCCUCACUGUCGACCCUAAGAACAUCCAGGCUAUCCUAGCUACACAGUUCAAGGACUUCGAGCUUGGCUCUAUGCGUCGGCGUAGCGUACAUCCGCUGCUGGGCACUGGUAUUUUCACCGCCGAUGGAGAGCAAUGGAGCCGGUCCCGUGGCCUACUCCGGCCUCAGUUCACCCGUGAGCAGAUCAGUCAAUUGGAACUAGAAGAGGAGCAUGUGCAAAAGGCCAUGCAGGCUCUGCCUAUCGCGGCCAACAGAUGGACUGCCACAACAGACAUCCAGUCCAUCUUCUUCCGCUUGACCAUCGACUCUGCCACAGAAUUCCUAUUCGGUGAAAGCGUCGAGAGCCAGCUCGGCGCUCUGAAGGGCCUAGACAGACCCGAAGACACCUUCGCCGGCUACUUCGACAAGUCCCAAUGGGUCUGCGCGCAGCGAACCCGCUUCGAGAAGCUUUCCUUCCUCGCCGAGAGCAAGGAGAGCAGGUUCUGCGACAAGCAAGUGCACGCCUUCGUGGACAAAGUCGUCUCAAACGCUCUCUCGGCCUCCCAGGCCGAGAAGAAAGCCUCCCCCGACGAGAAGUCAUCAUAUGUCUUCCUUGAAGCCUUACUCGAAGUAACGCGCGACCCAAUUGAACUUCGUUCCCAACUCCUCAACAUCCUCCUCGCUGGCCGUGACACAACAGCCUCCCUCCUGAGCUGGACAACCCUCAUGCUCGCCCGCCACCCAGACGUCUUCACCAAGCUCCGCGAAACAAUCAUCUCUAACUUCGGCACCUUCUCCAACCCCAAGAACAUCACCUUUGCCUCCAUGAAAUCCUGCCAGUACCUACAGCACGUGAUGAACGAAGUCUUACGUCUAUACCCAGUUGUCCCAUUCAACCGCCGUACUGCAGUCCAUGACACAAGUAUCCCGCGCGGUGGCGGCCCAGACGGCCUAGACCCAGUCUACAUCCGCAAGGGUCAGGCAGUCCUCUACACGACGCACGUCAUGCACCGUCGGAAGGACCUGUGGGGCCCUGACGUCGACGAGUUCAAGCCUGAGCGCUGGACGGAUCGUAGGGUUGGCUGGGAGUAUAUUCCCUUCAAUGGUGGGCCGCGGAUCUGUAUUGGACAGCAGUUUGCGCUUACUGAGGCCGGAUAUGUUAUUGUGAGACUUUUACAGCGCUUCGAUCGCAUUGAGGAUGCGUAUCCCGAUCAGAAGAUUCGAUAUGCUAUUACUUUGACUAGUGCGCCUGCUGAUCUGGUUACUGUGCGCUUGCACCAGGCUGAGGAUGCUUGA